Molecule: messenger RNA, 1059 nt
Organism: Aureobasidium vineae
Lineage: Eukaryota; Fungi; Ascomycota; Dothideomycetes; Dothideales; Saccotheciaceae
Source: the annotation of a GenBank genome assembly
AUGCCUCUACAGCUGCUCCCUGCAUCCGCAGCGGCGUUUGCUCCUCGAUCGGCUCCCACGAUAGUGCUAGGCUCACGGGUCGAGACAUGGCUCACGCACACACUCAAACGCAUCAGUCGCGUCAAGCGUCCUCUCAACAGCGUUCCCCAGCACUAUCGUUUCCUGACAGAGACUCUGGGCGCGCCGUCUGCCAUCUGGCUCUUGUCGUCGCUCAUGUUGCCCAACGCUCCACACUCGAAAUUGCGCAAAGACUCGGAUCCGCUGAGAGAAGCCAUCGCCAACUACACUCUGACUCCGGUCCAAGCAUACGUCGUUCACGUCGACAUGGUCUCCCAGCACGAGGUCGCCUUCAAGCUGACCCAAGACACCAUCGACGCUCUGAUAGACUACCACAAUGACAUCUACUCGGUCGACAUUGCUGCCAGUACAUAUGCCUGGCCCGAGAAGGACGACCAGAUCAAGACAAUGCAGGAAGCCUUUGUGCAAGCUGUCAACCGCUUUGUCUACCGUACAUCCGUCCGUGCUCUAGAGGGUAUGGAAGACGAAGGCGCUGGUGAACUACUCCAAGGUCGCAGCAACGACGUCAAGACUGCCAUCAUGAAUCUGUUCCUGCCUCUUCUUCCACCCCCUCCGCAGGUUGUUGACUUGAUCGCCCCUGCUCCCAUCAUGCCGACCUCGUCUUUUGUACCUGGUCAUUGGUGGCAGCCUGCUCAAGCAUACGCUCUGGUUCCCAAUCCUGUAGACCCAUGGCAAGUCUUGCCCUCGAAUCCUGGCACAAGCACUGCUUCCGCUCCGCCACCUCAGUACUGGUUGUCUCUUGGCAUGGAUCCUGUCCAGCUCCCUUCUCCGACACCCUCGUACAGUCAAUCACCUGUCCAUGUCUCUGAGCCGCCCUUCUACACCUCGGCUCAGGUUGAUAGCGGCAUGGCUGUCAUGCCUGUGCCUAUGAUACCUUUACCGAGCGCCUUACCCUCGUGCGGCACAAGCAUGGCAAACACUGGAUUCAAUACCCUAGGCUGGAGCUUCAAUGCUUUCGCCCCGCAGUAUGCUACCAUCUAG